This is a messenger RNA of Aspergillus vadensis CBS 113365, 1512 nucleotides long. Its product is annotated as aminoglycoside phosphotransferase family protein. The coding region runs from base 1 to 1512 and encodes 503 amino acids. Gene Ontology annotation, cellular component: mitochondrion. NCBI's taxonomy places the organism in Eukaryota, Fungi, Ascomycota, Eurotiomycetes, Eurotiales, Aspergillaceae. The record is from RefSeq and is a predicted model, not a curated record. The transcript has 4 exons.
AUGGCCAUACGCCAGGUGAAAUUUAAUAUGAGUGAGCUAGCAAAGCGUGCAGCUGAAUCAGUCGGCUUUUCAAACGAUCAAUGCGUUAAUGUUGAGAGACUCCCGGACGGCAUGUUCAAUAAAGCUUUCCUCUUCACCAUGCAUGAUGGUACAAAAGUUGUAGGCAAGGUGCCAAAUCCGAAUGCUGGACGGCCACACUAUACCACAGCCAGUGAAGUGGCGACGAUGGAUUUUGUAAGGAAUAAGCUGAGCACUCCGGUGCCGAAAGUUUUGGCUUGGAGCUCUCAAGCAAAUAAGAACCCAGUUGGUGCAGAAUACAUUAUCAUGGAGAAGGUUGGAGGGGUUCAACUUGAUAAAAGAUUUGAGCUCGUCAAGACAAUAUCAGGACAUCAAAGGGCCUGGAUGUCAAAGUCGUUCACUCAAUAUGGGAGUCUCUAUUAUUCGAAAGACUUACAUAGUAGCCGUGGGUGCAUUUUCAUGGAUGAAGACGGGUCUCAAUUCGAAGACGACCGAUUUGCUAUCGGUCCAUCAACAGGAAGAGGGUUCCUUGACGACGGAAGGAUCGACGUGGACUUCGAUGGGGGCCCCUGGGAUAACCUGUACGACUACAAAUUAGCAGUUGGGUUCCGAGAACUCGCCUGUGUACAGGAUAUGCCCCAAUUACCCCGGUCACUCCUGGGUUUAUAUGGCCCCGGCACAUACCGUCGCUCACGAUCGAAGAAAAUAGCUGCUAUUCGGGACUAUCUCCGCAUGGUGCAUUUCUUCCUCCCAACGGAUGACUCAAUAUCGUCCGCAUUCUUAUGGCACCGUGAUCUCCACAUUGAGAAUAUCUUUGUCAAUCCUAAAGAUCCAUCCGAAGUUGUAGGCAUCAUUGACUGGCAGUCCAGUGAGGUUUUACCUCUUCUUGACCAUGCGCGUCAGCCAUAUUUUCAUGACUAUAAUGGCCCUCCAGCAACUGGCCUUGAUCCACCGGAAUUCCCGCGCGACUUUGAUCAGCUUGAUGCUGACGAAAAGAUAAAGGCUGAAAGGCUUUAUUUGAACAUGUCUCUCGCGACUCUGUAUAGAAAGCUCACGUAUGGCAAGAAUAAGAGACUGUUCAAAGCUAUGGAGUUUCAGAAGCCAUCGAGCUUUGACAUGAUGCUAUUCGCUCAGAAUCUGCUAAUCGAUGGGGAGGCUCUAUACCGGGCAAGGCUCCUUGAGCUUGAAGAAGAGUGGCCAUGUCUCCCAGGCGUACAGGCUUCCGGAAAUCCACCAUUUCCAUUGCAAUAUACUACUGGCGAGGUCAAUUCCAUUCACGAAGAUGCAGAUAAGGCAUCCCGAAGCAUGGAGCUGAUGAAGGGCGUGAAAGAGUGUCUGGGUGAACUGUGGCCAGCGAAAGGCAUCGUGCCGCCUGAGCGGUAUGAUGAAGUUAGGGAGCUUCUCAAGCACGUCAAGACAGACUUGACUGACCAGCUUGCAAAUUCUGAGGAAGAGAGAAUUGGUUGGGUAAAGGCAUGGCCAUUCGAUGACUGA